UAUCAUCCCAACGAACAUGAGACUCUGGGUCAUCUUCAUCAUACCUCUUUGGUUUUUGCUCAACCCAAAUCCUUCAACAGUUCUCAGAAUCACUCGGAAGAAAUCCUUUCAGAGUCUCAUAAACGAUCUCCUAGCGUCUUGUUACAUGAACCAUUGACUAACUCGGUGACGUUGUACAACUUCGAAAGUAAGAAGAAGUUGUUGGAUUCGGUCGCUGGUGGGGUUAGCUCGAGCAUGUCCAAAACCUCAACCUCGCUCGGUGGAACGUCUUCCUCAGAAAAUCAAACCAUCCCGAGUGCUGAAGUCAAGAACAAACAAGGCUUGGUUACUACCCCAUCUGGACUCUCUCAACUCAUGAUGCAGCAAACUAAGCAAAUGGAGCCCAAGCUUAAUGGACAUGAACUCACCAGUCCUCCGGGAAACCUCGUUGUCAGCAGUUUUGCCCCAGCGGUAUGGCAUCUGAGCGCGAUGGAGGAUCCCCGAAUGAACACCGUCAACCGUCUCUAUCAGCCUCUGCUCGGUUCCACUAGUUCCUCACAGCCAUCCAAGCUACCCUCCCCCGACUCCAAGUUGGGCUACAUGGUUCAUCGAACUAAUCACAGUGGUCAGAACUGGACCUCGUUCGCCGAGCUUGAUACGUUCAGUCACUCGCUUCGGAUCCUACCUCGGUCGAUUUACAUCUGCCAUCAGUUUGAUUUCUACCAUUUUGCACCACUUUCUCAAUUAUCGUCGUCGACCUCCCAUCAUCAUCAUCAUCAUGCUUAUCAUCCAUCCUCACACGAGCAUAGCUUUAUUGAACAAUUAUCUAAGGCCAAUUUCGAUCACAUCAAGAAGAAUAAGCUGGUCGUUAAACAAGAGGUACAGAUCCAACCAGGUGAUCUUAGCACUCACCAAGAAUCAGUGGAUCUCUUUGGAUUAAGGGCGGUUGAAAUCGAUGAUCAUUUCGUCAAUCAUCAUUCUACCACUGGUCCACCCGGAAGCAAUGGGUCUUCGGAUAGUAAUAAUCAGCACCAUCAGAUCUAUGCUGAACCGUUACGGUCUGCCGUCGAGACUGUCUUGGAUUCAACGAUCACCUCUCCAAGAAGGAGUUCGCAAAACUUCCCUGAAUUCCCUAAUGGACAUCCGGGAAGACGGUCAGGGCCUAGUGGAGGCAGUCAACAUAAUCCAUUGGCCAGUUUGAAGAAAUCGGUCGCUGAGAAUGUGGUACCGGUCGUUGGAGUAGUCAAUGAAAGGUUUCGAAAGGAGAUCGAGAAGAUCACCACCUCCGGGAGGGGCGUGAUUGGCUCCGCCAAUCGUCGUCGGAUCUCGGUUGGAAUGAAUUAUUGUAAUGGGAUGAUGAGUCAUACUCGACGGGCAGGAGGAGGAGGAGGAGGAGGUAGUGAAAGUUUUGAGGGCUCGUCGGGAGGCGAGGUGGUAGCCUAUGGGAGUGAAGAAACGACUUCGGUUUCGUUUGAGGAGGACGAAGCGAUCCGGAUCGAUCGGGAGAGCUUCUUCGACGACCAACGUCCCUCCUCCUCCUCGAUGAGCUCCUUCGAUACCUCUAUGGACCGUCUCCCCGGCCUCUCCGACGAGACCCAGCCGGCGCCCUCCGACGAGCUCGAGCCGUCUCCGCCGGCGGCCCUGGGCGAGAAUUGGGACGGCUGGACGUUCGAGGACGAUGCUGAGUUGAUCGGCGCUUUGCCCCCCGCUCAGAGGCUUCCCGAUAAACUCCCCGACCCUUUCCUCUUCAAUCCUCCCCCUCAUCAUCGUCAUCUAACUCUUCCUCCUGUCAUCCUUCCUUCCUCUACUACUACUACUACUACCGCCAUUCUCCCUCCUCCUCUCACUCCUUCUUCUAAACCGUCCUCAAAUCUUUCACUAGUAGAAGCUCAUUCUCUGGUCAACCCUCAACCUCAGCCUGUCGAGCCUUCGACUUCUACUUCCUCUAAAGCCGAUCAAGAUACUGUUCUCCCUGCUUCUGAGACUCUUAUCCAUCCGGAGCCUCAGUCGCAAUCUAAGCUUGGUGGUGAUACGAAGGAGGAUCGAGCUUGUGCGCUCAAGACUUCUUCGGCUUCUGCUUCUUCUGCCACUCUUCUUCCGGAUCCGAUCCAUCCCACAAGCGUCAAAUCUGCGGCUAAAUCUGAUCCUAAAUCUGCUGCUUCUGGAUCUUCGGCUGCUGGAUCCUCGGCUUCUGGAUCUUCGGCUUCUGGAGCUCGCUCUCGGUCUAGAAAUUCUCAUAAAAUUAAGAACCAUAAUAAGUCUUAAUUUAUCAUCAUCAUCUUUUUUUUUAAAAAAACUAAACUGUACAAUUUACAAUUACUCUUUAUUAUUACUCAAGUACUACUACUACUACCUGUUUUUUUUUCUCGUUCCUUUCUCUUGUCCUCUCUUCUUUUUUGUGUACUCAGUUAGUGGUCAGUUAGGGAGUCUUUUAACUUAUUCUUUCCUUCCUUCUGUUUGUUUGAUUAUGCAUAAUCAUUUUUUGUUUGAUUGUUUGUUUAUCUUGUCACAAAGAACGUUCUCAUUCAUUCCUUCAUCCAUUCAACUUUUGUUGUUGUUGUUGUUGUUCUUCUUCUUUUUUUUAUAUAGCAAACAAA
Puccinia graminis f. sp. tritici CRL 75-36-700-3 is the source of this 2576-nucleotide messenger RNA. RefSeq lists its product as uncharacterized. The coding region runs from base 235 to 2244 and encodes 669 amino acids. The transcript has a single exon. Lineage: Eukaryota; Fungi; Basidiomycota; Pucciniomycetes; Pucciniales; Pucciniaceae. The record is from RefSeq and is a predicted model, not a curated record.